Molecule: messenger RNA, 1089 nt
Organism: Tremella mesenterica DSM 1558
Lineage: Eukaryota; Fungi; Basidiomycota; Tremellomycetes; Tremellales; Tremellaceae
Exons: 5
Coding region: 1-1089 (362 amino acids)
Biological process (GO): protein phosphorylation
Molecular function (GO): protein serine/threonine kinase activity; ATP binding
Source: RefSeq, a predicted model, not a curated record
AUGCCUCAGCAGGGGAUCACACCUGGUGCUUGGGUACUAGAUGAGCGUGCUCAAAGGAAAACUGCUGUGAAAGCAGGGUUGAACUCAAAGGGUCCUGCCAUGCAGGUACGAACCCUGAUAAUUCAUGAUGGCAAAGCUCAAGAGUGGAAUCCUGCCGUCUUUGACUCUUUGAUUGUCGGCACUUGGAAAGAAACUCUUGACACAAAUCUGAACAAGGCUCUAGAUCUUGGUCAAGCCAUGUGGGAACAUGGAAAGGGAGAAGAGGAGACGGGGCGUACUUACGAACACAUAUCACUUGUCACUGGAAGAAACAAGACUGUGGUCACUGGACGUAACAUGGGACCAAUCAGUAACUUGUUUGCGGGCUUCCGUGUCUCAAGCACAGCACUGCAGAACAAUGCCACACUUGGUCGUAUGGCAGAUUCCAUUUCGGAGACACAUGGUAUCAUAUUUGAAUCUAUUGAAUACAUCAAAACUGUCUACCAGCAAAAGAAUGAUGGCUCUUUCAUUCCAGUGCGGAGUGCCCCUGAGACUGGAUUACUUGCUGAUAAGCCCUUUGAUAAUGGCAGUCACAAGCAGGCCUUUGAGUUCCGUCACAAUGACAUCGAACUUGUUGCUAAAAAGCAUUUCCAUUUUGAUAAGAAAGUUUGGUCUCUUGCGACCAUGACAACAUAUGUCAACCAGAAACUUCUUGAGAUGGAAUGCAAGAAGGCUAUCUUGUUGGCCUCCUAUCUCGAAGCUUUCAACGAGAAACUCAAGGAUACCUAUGAAGAAUUGGAUCUACCAACUCUUAUAUACACACCUUGCUUCCUUAUCAAGAUAACGUCCGGACUGAACAAGGAUGAAGCUUUCAUGGUAGAGCCUGAUCUUCGAAGUACUGGAGAUUGCAUCAAAAUCAACAAUACCGAUGAAUUCUCCCCACCAGAUGAAGUCGAAGUUGAAUUUCAACAUCAAAGGUUGUACCGAUUCAUGUAUGCCUUCACGCACUUUGUGUUCCAUCGAUCUAUCAAUGGGGCCAAAACGGCAGAAGCAAGGGAGGCAGCAAUGGUAGUCAUUGCCGACAUUCAAGGUAAAUUCCGUUGUGAUUGA